AUGCUCUUCCUUCUGGCUUUGGUUGGAUUCCUUUCUCUCGGACUGAGUGCGAGCCUGACUCCGCACAUCCGAGAUGUCGAUAAUGCCAAUCAUACCCACGACCCGACCAUCCUCCACGUGGGUGAUACCUUCUACCUCUACAAUGUCGGCGAGCAUAUCUUCAUCCAUACUGCUCCAAGCAUGGCCGGCCCAUGGAAGCAUGUCGGUAGUGUGCUUGACGCAAACAGUGUGAUUGCCAAAGGUGAUCGGGCCGUUCCGUGGGCACCUACAGUCAUUGCCCUGGAUGGUGUAUACUACUGCUACUACAGUGUGAGCAGAGCUGGGUGCCGAGACAGUGCUGUUGGUGUUGCUACCUCCAACUCCCCGGGGCCGGGUGGAUGGCAUGACCACGGUGUGGUUGUGCAGACUGGAACAGGCAAUGGGUCCGAUGUGUCUCCGUAUACUGUCUCCAAUGCUAUCGACCCCAGCACGCUGAUCACCCCGGAUGGACGUGCCUAUCUCACCUUCGGCAGUUAUUGGAAGGGCAUCUAUCAAGUUCCUCUCGCCAAGGACCUCAUCUCCCCGCUCAGCACUACCGAGCCAGACGCUGUGCAUCUGGCGUACGAGCCCAACGCCGUCAGCAGCCCCAACCGAAAGGCCAACACCAUCUGUGGAGAUCCCACCGGACCCCAUGCUAUUGAGGGUGCCUUCAUUUCGUACCAUGACGGGUUUUACUAUCUGUGGUUCAGCCACGGACGUUGCUGCAACCUGGACAAGGACAACCUGCCACCUGCAGGCCAGGAAUAUAGCAUUCGCGUUGGUCGGUCUACGAACCCCCGCGGUCCAUUUUUUGAUCAGUCUGGAAAAGACCUUGUUAAUGGUGGUGGAACCGUCAUCUAUGGCUCUAACGGCGAGACCUAUGCCCCUGGUGGUCAAGGCGUAAUCCGCGUCGGCGAGACCGACGUGCUCUACUAUCACUACCAGAACAAAACAGUGGGAGUUGCAUUUUCCGAUGCCUUCCUCGGAUUUAAUCCACUCAAGUACGUCAACGGAUGGCCCGUUGCCCAAGCUUGA
Molecule: messenger RNA, 1053 nt
Organism: Penicillium argentinense
Lineage: Eukaryota; Fungi; Ascomycota; Eurotiomycetes; Eurotiales; Aspergillaceae
Product: putative endo-arabinanase
Exons: 5
Coding region: 1-1053 (350 amino acids)
Biological process (GO): carbohydrate metabolic process
Molecular function (GO): arabinan endo-1,5-alpha-L-arabinosidase activity
Source: RefSeq, a predicted model, not a curated record